AUGGAAUUAGUGUCAAUAAUUCAUCAACAAUUACAAUUUAUAUUAAUUAUAUGUUGUAUAACAUUGAAUGAUACACGAAUUAUACGAUUUCAUAUUGAUGAAGAAUUAAAAAUUAAUACCUAUAUUGGAAAUUUACUUAAUUAUGUCAAUGGUAGUUUAAAUAAUUUACGUUUUGUUAAAUUAUUUAAUCAUGAUGAUUAUUCUAAAUUAUUUCAUGUUGAUGAAUAUACUGGUGAUAUAAGUAAUCUAUAUAGAUUAGAUAGAGAAAAAUUAUGUCUUAUUAAUAAUCAAUUUAAUAAAGAACAAAAAUUCUAUGAACAAUCAAUGAAACAAUCAAUAAUCAAUUAUCCUAUAUUAACUAAAUGUGAAUUAUAUUUUAGUGUGAAUUGUUUAAAUACAACACCAUUAUUAAAUAUAUCAAAUCAUAUAAAAUAUAAACCGCCUGUAAGUAAUAAAUUAGUAACUAUAUUUGAUAUCAUUAUUGAAUUGAAUGAUAUUAAUGAUAAUGGUUGUCAAUUUAUUCCAUCUAAUCAACAAUUAAUUAAAAUUCGUGAAGAUUCAUUUAUUAAUGAUACACGUUUUACAUUGAAUAUACCAUAUGAUCCAGAUGAUAUGAUCAAUGGGAAUUCUGUGAAAUCAGAUCGUAUUUGGAUUAAUAAUAAUUCAAAUAUAAUAAAUAAUAAUCAAAAUAUAUUAAAUUAUUUUAAAUUACAUAGUCUUUCAUUAUUGAAUAAUAUUACAAUAUCUAAUAUAUAUUUAGAAUUAGAAUUAAUUCAAAAGUUAGAUUAUGAAAAACAACAAAGUUAUACAUUUCAAAUUAUAGCCGAUGAUGGUAUCCAAUCAAAUGAUCAUCAAUGUUAUUUGAAUGUAACUAUACUUGUAGAAGAUUGUAAUGAUCAUAUGCCAAUAUUUGAACAAUCUAUGUAUAUUGUAAAUGUAAGUGAAGAUACACCAAUAGAUCAAAUAAUUUUAAAAUUGAAAGCCAUUGAUGAAGAUGAAUAUGAAAAUGGUAGAAUUAUUUAUAGUUUCAAUUCAUACACAGAUGAUAUGGAUGAGGAGAAAUUUUUCUAUAUUGAUUCGGAUACCGGUGAAAUUAGAAUACGAAAUCGUUUAGAUUAUCGACAAAAGCCACAACAUAUUUUGAAAGUAUUUGCCAAAAAUCCUGAUAAUACUACAUUAGGACAUUUAAAAUCUUCUCAGAUUAUUUCAGAAUUAUCAGUAACACAGAUCAUUGUAAAUGUGAUAGAUGUAAAUGAUCAUUUUCCUCGUGUUCGAGUCCUAUCUCCUACUGGUUCAAAAGAUUUGGAAAUAAUCGAAGAAUCACCACCUGGGCAAGAUAUAGGAAUUGUGGAAGUUUCAGAUGGAGAUACAGGAACUAAUGCUCUUGUUAAUUGUAAAAUAAUUAAUCAAACUAUAUCAGGUGUUCUACGUUUAGUUCCUAUCAACAUUGAAGGUAGUCACCUAGGUUUGACAAGCUCCAAUCAUAAAUAUAAAAUAACAAUGGAAAAGCGAAUAGACAGAGAAGAAAAUGAUGUCAUCGAGUUCACUAUUUUGUGUCAUGAUGGUGGAAUUCCUUCGCUAACUACCACCAUUACACAACGUAUAAAAAUUAUUGAUAUUAAUGAUCAUGAUCCAAUUUGUGAACAGAAUAUUUACAAUAUUGAUAUUAUUGAAGAUUCUGAUCCAGAAAGAAGUAAAUCAAAUUUUGAAAUUAUAACUAUUCAUGCUACUGAUAAAGAUGAAGGUCAAAAUGGUAAAUUACGUUUUAGUCUUGAUCAUGAAACUCCUACCUUUCUUCUAAAUAUUAUCACAAUUGAUUCAAAUUCAGGUACUGUAAGUACUUUAGGAAAUUUAGAUCGUGAAAAAUUAAAUAAAUUCACUAUAACUAUUAUCUGUUCAGAUUAUGGUGAACCAAUAAGAACUAUAAAGAUUUUAAUUCAUGUUAAUGUUUUAGAUUAUAAUGAUAAUCCACCUAUUUAUUCUCAAUCUUAUUUACAAUUUAAUAUUAAUGAAAAUAAUGUAAUUGGACAAUUAAUUGGUACAUUUUAUGUAACCGAUAAAGAUUUAGGUAAAAAUGCUGAAUUAGAUAUUUAUAUUGAAAAGAAUAUUGAACAAUCUAAUAUAUAUUUAACAAUAUUAAAUAAACAUUUAAAUAUUCCAAAUAAUAUUGAACAAUUAAAAUUUAAUUCAAAAAGUGUUUUACAUUCAUCUUAUUUAAAACAAACAAAAUAUAUUGAAUCUUUAUUAAAAUUUCAAUUAAAUUCAUAUCCAUUACAUAGAAAUUAUUAUAAUACCAUGACAACAAAUGAAACAUCAUUAUAUGAAGUUAAAUUAUAUAUAGAAUCUAUAAUAGAUCGUGAAAAUCUUAUUAUAAAACAUACUAAUUAUAUAUCUAAAACUUUAACUACUUAUGAAACAUUUCAAUAUGUGAAUUAUAAUUAUAAUAGAUUAUUAUCAUUAAAUAAUCAUACAAAUUAUUCUAUAUUAACACCAAUGAUAAUAUUGAUUGUACAUGCACAAGAUAAUGGAAUACCGAAAUUAUUUGAAACUAUACAAAUAUGUAUAGAAAUUUUAGAUCAAAAUGAUAAUUCACCAUAUUUUCUAUUUCCAAAUUCAACAAAUUUAAAUAAAACUAAAAUAUUUUUAUCUUAUAAAGAACCAAAAGGAUAUGCAUUUACACAAGUGACUGUCGGAAAUAUCGAUUGAAAAAUACAACAAUAAAAUGUCAAACUCUUCUUACAGAUAAUAAAUAUUCAGGAUAACAAUGCCUGUCAUUAAUGUAACUAAGCUUUUGUUGAAGUCUUUAUUUUUUUAAUGAAAAUUAUAUUCCUUUU
Messenger RNA from Schistosoma margrebowiei, 2834 nucleotides. NCBI's taxonomy places the organism in Eukaryota, Metazoa, Platyhelminthes, Trematoda, Strigeidida, Schistosomatidae. The record is from the annotation of a GenBank genome assembly.